CCCCCAUAAGAGAAAACUUCCUCUUCAGAUAUUUCCUCAUUAUGCCGUGAAGACACUUGAUGAGAGCCAGAACACAGAUCAUCACACUCUUCUGCUGGGAUUGAGUUCUUCUGAAACUGGACUUUAGAGAAAUGAUGCUCAUCUUUGGACCGAUGCUGAUGCUGCUGCAAACUGCUGCAUAUGAGUGUCAGUCGCUUCUUCUGUCAGAGCAAAAAGUUAUUGUGUGACUGAUGCAGCGUCACACUCUUCUGCUGGGAUUGAGUUCUUCUGAAACUGGACUUUAGAGAAAUGAUGCUCAUCUUUGGACUGAUGCUGCUGCAAACUGCUGCAUGUCUGGAGUUAAACUGCAGUUUUGAUCAGUCUGAUCCCUGUUACACAGCUCUGGGACACAAACUCAAUCUGAUGAUGGUGCAGGACACUAGUAAAUAUGACCUGAAGAUACAUAAGAGGAUAUACAACCCACAAGAUGAUCCACGUUGUAGAGUAAAGAAUGGCAGGAUGAGGGAAUGUGAUCUUUAUAAUAACAGACCUGAAGUAACAGUCAUUAAUGGGACUCUGAUAAUAAACCGUGUGAUCAGAACAGAUUCAGGGAAUUACAGAUUAACACUCUCUCACUCAGACGGCUCAGAAACAUCUCGAGAUCUUCAAGUGAUUGUUGAAGGUCUGGAUCGGUUCUGCUGGUUUGAUCAGCCUGAUCCUUGUUAUGCAGCUCUGGGACACAAACUCAAUCUGCCAAUGGUGCUGGAUGAUAGUGUAUAUGAUCUGAAGUUAAAAAGGAUAAGAAACAUAAACACACAAGAUGGUCCAGAUUGUACAAUAAAAUGUGGCAGCAAGAAGAAAUGUGAUCUUUAUAAUAACAGACCUGAAGUGACAGUCAUUAAUGGGACUCUGAUAAUAAACCGUGUGAUCAGAGCAGAUUCAGGGAAUUACACAUUAACACUCACUCAUCAGGAAUGGGGCGUAGAUCCUUCUAAACAUAUUCAAGUGAUUGUUGAAGCUCCUAUUGGCUCAGUGGAAGUGUCAAUCAUCUGCUCCUCCAGUGGGGUGAUGAGGGUGUUCUGCUCCUCUGAGGGGGAUCAGCUCCUCUACAGCUGGACUCUGAAUGGAGAUCCACUGAUGGAUGGAAACAGCAGCAUUGAUCUGGAUGAAGGAACUAAGGGAAACAUCAGCUGCAGCGUGAAGAACCACGUCAGUCACGCACAGAAGACCAUUAGACUCAAACACUGUCCUGAACAAACUUCUGCAACUGUGACCUCUAGUGUGACCUCUGCAGUCACCCGCGGCACACAGAUAUCAGAAUGUGUGUCUCUGGUGUUUGUUCUGGUCUGGUGUCUUCAGCUGAUGGUUCUGUUCGGUCUGUUAGGAGCUUUUCACAUCUACAUGAGACACACAUCAGGAAAGAAACAGGAAGAUCAGAAAGUGAGGAUGAGAAGAUUUAGAGAAGGACAUGAACACACAGCAGAAGAUUGAUGAGAGCAGCAGCAGAUCAUCUCUACUUAUUUUUAACAUGUUUAGCCACAAAUUUGUCUUUUUUAUUAUUAUAAGCUCUCUGUUUUAUUACAGAAUAUGGAUAUACAAUUUUCUUUAAAACUGUAAACUGAGUCAGUGUUGAAAUUAAAAUGAACUUUAAAAAGUUAAAUAAAAAUAAAAUGUUUUGAAACAGAACUGUAUUUCCAGGCAAAAGUCACAAUAUUAUUUUUAAGAGGGUUUAUGCAAUACAGUCAAUUUUCAUAUUCAUCAACAGAAAGCAAACAUAAAAACAAUAAAUCCAGACAGAAAUCAAAUUUUGUCCAGCUAUAACCGAAGAACACAGACACCUCAUAUAUUUUAAUACUGGAUGAUUUGUUAAUUGCAUUUAGUAAAUUAUACUUUCAAUAAAAUAUUUGCAAUUUGUUGUAAAA
This is a messenger RNA of Carassius gibelio (silver crucian carp), 1901 nucleotides long. RefSeq lists its product as uncharacterized. The transcript has 8 exons. The record is from RefSeq and is a predicted model, not a curated record. Bases 289 to 1470 code for a protein of 393 amino acids. NCBI's taxonomy places the organism in Eukaryota, Metazoa, Chordata, Actinopteri, Cypriniformes, Cyprinidae.